Molecule: messenger RNA, 4428 nt
Organism: Schistosoma intercalatum
Lineage: Eukaryota; Metazoa; Platyhelminthes; Trematoda; Strigeidida; Schistosomatidae
Source: the annotation of a GenBank genome assembly
UUUAUUAGUAGUUAAUGUUGUGGGGAAUACUUUUCUAAUCAGAGAAACAAAAUUAACUAUAAUAUAAUCAUAAUCAUAUAUUGUUUUUACAUUACAAAUAUUGGCUGUGUUAAAUGUUAUCAUGAGAUAAAGAUAUGAUAACUCGUGUGAUUUCAGCAUAAUCUAUCUAUCUGCCCACGUGUUGUUGAGUAAAAGAAACACAUCAGUGAAGUUUAUUUCAGUUUAUCACAUGAAUAUCUAAACAUUGAAUUGAAAUAAAACAAUCAAGUAGUCUGUAAUCAUUAGAAAAGGAUAAAUAGUGGAACUACAUCAUAUCCUCCAUGAUGAAUUUCAAAUAUCCAAGCAGAAAAUGUUUGUUUUCAAAUAACUUUUGUAUAUUCACUCAUCUUAUUUCUAAAAUUAUCAAAGAAUAAAUGAAUGCUUAACUGCUGAAUUAAUCAUCUUUUGAUUUAUAAAGACAUAUAUUAUUAGAAUAUAUCUAAUAGGCAAAUUUAUUUUUUAAAGUAUUGGAAACAGUAAUAAACAUAGCAAAAUACCUAAAUAUUAUUUAAUUCAAGGAACUAUUUCGAUCAGUGAACAUUUUCAUAAAAAUCAACAAGAAAUCACAUCCAUUUAGAUUAAAAUCUUGAAAUCGAGUUCUCCAUUCAGAAGUAUUCAUCUGCUGGUGGCUAGUUGUUUAAAAAAAGAAGGAUUUGUGUUUGACAUUUCCAAUUAUCAUAUAUGGGUAUCUCAACAAUUCAAAAUACAUUGCUCUAAUGUGUAAUACAUCAAUUCCGAUAAAUUUCGCCUUCUCAAUGGAUUAUCUAGACUUCAUGUAUCCAUUUUAGUUAAGAAUCAAAUAGUAUUUUUGCACCUAUUUAUUUACUGAAUUCAUUACAUAAAUGUAUAUUCCUAAAAGAAUUCAGUGUUCUUUCUAAGUAGAACUGAACUAACUUUCCUAUGGAUAAUCACAGUUUAUUGAAUAAUAGCGAGAAAUUUCAUUAUUCAUAAAGAUUAAAAAAACUAACAUGUGAAGAGGCAGUCAUCAAAGUAUAGUUUCAAAUCGUUCAUUAAUUAAUCCACUUAGAAGUGUCCUGUUAUUUAAUUUUAACUGAAUCGUAAUAAAUUCAUCGUGAUAUUUGUUAGCUUGUCUAGGAAAUGCUGGAUCUGUGUUAAAUGCAAGUUAGCACCCGUUAGAAAUCUUGUGAGGACUGAUGAUUCCAGAAGGAUUUGAACCCAUCUUAUCCAACUUCAAGAUUUGAGACGUUAACACUAAGCUAUUCGGCAUGCAAACAUAUAUAUACCAUUAUAAUCUCAAAAACCACUUAUUCGGUUCCAAAAAAAAUAAAACAUUCAUAAGUUUCUAUUGCAUUUCUAUUCAUUCAGAAACUUUCAACAAAUACGAACAAUAAAUUCCCCUUUAAGCUUUAUUGUAACUUGUAAUUGUUUUUUCUUGAUCUUUAUUCAUUCAUUUUGUAGAACAGAUCAGUAUACAAACACUAGCAAAACAUAUAUAAUUGAAUUCUUCCUGUUGAUCAUUAGAAUAAUGUAUUUUCAAUUAAACAUUGAGUCAGUUCUAUACUCAAUUAUGGAAAAAUUCAAAAGAACACUUAAUAUAUUUAUAAUGUUUCAGUGGAAAUAUCUCAUAAAAAGAUCUUUAUAUUCAUAUCAGAAAAUUAAUCAUUCAAUAAAUGGUUCUUUAAUUAAAAAAUCAUUUAUAAUAUCAAUGUUGGUGAGUUUGAUUCUGAUGGAAAUUUCAGCAAUUGUUACUCCACCUUUCUGGAUGCCUUCGGAGAGUUGGUCUAGUUGCUCUAAAGAAUGUGGUGAUGGUGUUGAAACCCGUCGAUUUUUAUGUGUUCAAAAUGAUCAUUACAAUGCUACGACACUGUUAGAUGAAUCACAAUGUGAACAUUUACCUAAUCCAAGUGCACAGAAUACAGAAAACAAUCAAAGAGCAUGUAAACUCGGUCCGUGCGGUAAAGGAUAUCGAUGGAGAGUAUCUAACUGGGGACAUUGUUCACAAACAUGUGGUGGACUUGGUAUAAUGUCUCGUGAUGUACAGUGUGUUUAUUCAGGCAAAGACGGUGAUCUUGUGAUAUCAGAUUUCGAUGCAUCCUAUUAUUGUGGUAAUUAUCGACAACCUGAGAGACAUGCAUCGUGCAAUCGAUUUGCAUGUAAGCCUGAAUUUGUCCCCGAAAAAUGGGGUAAGUGUAUUCAAAGUGAUCCAUGUCGUCCUGGCAGACAAGUACGUCAAUUAUCAUGUAUUUCUGUACAAGUCAAUGGAUCACUUCGCGAACUGCCAAUGGCAGCUUGCUAUAUGACUGGGAAAACGAUUCAACCAACAUGGCGUCGAUGUUUUGAAGAAAGUUCAAGAAAAUGUGACAGCAAACCACCAAUGAUUAAUACUGACACUUUAACUAUUGUUCAGAUGAGAAAAGUGAAAGUGAUUGAUUUAAAAGUUGGACAGCAAGCAUUCGUAAUACCAUUUACCCGUGUAACCGUACGAUGUCCUGUACAGUAUUUCACAGCACAAGAAUUACAAUGGGCUAACCCAAACCAUGGAAUAUUAGCCUAUACAGGAGCAAUAUCUGAUAGGAUAAGGGUGGAUAAACGGGGAAGAUUACACAUACGAAGUUUCCGUCUCAUCGACGAAGGUGACUGGACAUGCAUAGCUGGUUCAAUGAAUGCAACAGUCACGCUAACAGCUAGAACUCCGGCAGCAGGAUUCCAUGAUUGGGUGCAAAGAAACAGAUUAUGGACCAAAGGUAUGCUUAGUGAUGAUCCUAAAGCAAUAGCUAUAAACCAUGAAAUUAUUCAAUGGGUUGUUGGACCAUGGAGUACAUGUUCUACAAGUUGUGGCCAAACUGGACAACAAUUUCGUGUAGUUAGAUGUGAAAAAGUUGAUAGUCGAUUCUAUCAAAUACUGAGUGAUCAAGUAUGCAUUGAUAAGCUAUUGCCAAAACCACCAAGUACACGAAAGUGUUUAGAAAGUAACAAAUGUCCAACAUGGUUCGUUGAAAACCGUGAUACAUCUGUUUGCACAGAUCGGUGUUUAGAUGUCGGCAAAGGUUCAAUUAGUGGAAAUUUAGUCUGUAUGAUUGGUGAGAGAACAGUCGCCACAAAAUAUUGCGAUAAAUUAGAUAAACCAAAUAUGGAAUGUGAAAACCCUAUAUGUCAACUACGAUGGAACGUUAGUAAUUGGUCUCAAUGCUCACGUUCAUGUGGUGGAGUUGGUGUUCAAGCUAGACACCUUCUGUGUACUUGGUCACAUAAUGGUGAAUUGGCAGGUUCAUUGUGUUAUUCCCAUCAACUUGCUAUUCCAGAUGUGAUACGAUCGUGCGAAGUACCUCCAUGUAAAUUAGGUUGUGUUGACAUGUCUAAACACUGUUCAAAGAGGGUAGAACUAUGCAAAUUUACAAUAUAUCGUUAUCAAUGCUGUGAAUCAUGUCAACGUUAUGUACAAAUGAUUUCAUCUGCAAAAGAUUCUUUGAAAAACUUUCAAAACGAGAAAUUCUCUGACAUAUUUUCUUAAUAAAAAAAACAAUGCAUUUAUACAAGUACAGAAGAUAACCAAAAAUUGCACAAUAAUAAAUGAGGUCAUUAACCUACACUUGAAACUGUUUGACUUCAGGAUUGUUUUUCUAGCGGGUAAAAUGAACAAAACAAAAUUAUUUGUAGUUUAUCUUAUUGAUUUUCCUUUUUUUCAGUUCUGAUAACUCUCUUGUUCUCUCUCUCCUCUACACAAAGACAUAUAUGCUCAUUUUGUUAUCAGCAUUUACACAUGUAUUCGAAAAAAACUACUUAAACGCACUAAAAAACCAGUAACAAACAACCGGUGCCCAGCAUCACUAUACUUUAUAUUAUUUCAUAAUUACAUACCAAACUAUACCAAUGUACAAGUGUCAAUAUAUAAACAAAAUAUUUUGGUAAUAAAAGUAUAUUUACCUGAAUACCACUAAACAAAUCUUAAUUAUGAGGAACAAAAAUAUGAUAGAACAUUAAAAUAAAAUCUAUACUACUACUCCAUUUUUCAUAUGAUGUUUGUACAAAUUGUACAUACACAGUAAUAAACAAACAACAAACUGUAUUUAUCACUUAAUUAAAAAUAAUUAACAAGCAUGUUAUCAUAUUUACAGAAAUAUGUGAACGUAAACAGAGUAAAAUUGUUUUAUUGAAAAAACAACAACUCAAAAACAACUUUUAUUUUACAAUGAUGAAUAUAUAAUGUACAACUAUCAGUCCAUAUGAACCAUACAUAUAUAUGCACACAUACAAACACAAUACAUACAACAAAUGAAAACUAUCAUAUUACGCUUUAUGGUAUGAAUAAUUACUGAAAAACUACAAAUAAUAUAAACAGUUCAAAAAUUGAAAACUUUCAGUCCUGCUCUUCUCUUAAAUCAAAUUAUGUAAGGCUACCGAAACAAAGAUAAUAAUAAUUCUAUGCAU